Messenger RNA from Protobothrops mucrosquamatus (brown spotted pit viper), 924 nucleotides. Its product is annotated as olfactory receptor 10W1-like. Gene Ontology annotation, cellular component: membrane. Lineage: Eukaryota; Metazoa; Chordata; Lepidosauria; Squamata; Viperidae. The coding region runs from base 1 to 924 and encodes 307 amino acids. The transcript has a single exon. Gene Ontology annotation, biological process: G protein-coupled receptor signaling pathway. Gene Ontology annotation, molecular function: G protein-coupled receptor activity; olfactory receptor activity. The record is from RefSeq and is a predicted model, not a curated record.
AUGCUUCAGGAGAACUGUACAGCAAUGCUGGAUUUUAUGUUUUUGGCUUUUCCCACUCAACCACAGUAUCAGUCUUUGCUUUUCUUGGGCAUUAGCACAGUUUAUGCAAUUAUAAUUAUAGCUAACACACUGAUUAUAUUAGCUAUCUGGAGGAACCCUCAUAUGCACAUCCCUAUGUAUUUCUUUUUGGGAGUUCUCUCUGCGAUUGAACUCUGCUAUACAGCAACUGUGGUCCCACAGAUCUUGGUGACCAGCUUGCAAAAGAAGAAGGUCAUCAGUUUUAGGAGUUGCUGUGCCCAGAUGUUUCUUUUCAUUGGACUAGGUAGUGCUGAUUGCUUCUUGCUGGCUAUCAUGGCCUUUGACCGUUAUGUGGCUAUUUGUAAGCCUUUGAAAUACAACUUCAUCAUGACUCAGCAGCUAUGCAUUCAGCUAGUAGUUGUCUCAUUGAUUAUUGCUUUCCUGAUUUCCCUGAUACUGGUAUGGUUAGUCUUUCACCUCUCCUUCUGUGCUAAGCUUGGAAUUGAACAUUUCUUCUGUGAUGUGCCCCCUAUAUACCAGCUCAUAAGUAAUAAAACUGAAGUCAAUGAAGUUGGGAUACUGUUUUCAGGAGUAAUGGCCAUUGCAGUGCCUUUCAUAUUGAUCUGCAUCUCUUAUCUUUUCAUCACGAUUGAAGUGCUGCAGAUCCAUUCAGCCAAUGCUCAUCAAAAGAUUAUUUCUACUUGCUCUUCCCACCUAGCUGUGGUGGCCCUCCAGUAUGGUUGUUGCAGCUUUAUGUACUUGCGUCCAAACACCAGCUUUUCUCCAAAGCAAGACCAGCUACUCUCCAUGGUCUAUACUCUGGGCACACCAUUACUCAACCCCAUAAUCUACAGUCUAAGGAACAAAGAAAUGAAGGUAGCCCUGAAGAAAGUCCUCGGCCACUGA